AUGCGAAGCUGUAUCACUGAUGUUGCUAGCAUGCUCUUUGAUAGCAUUAUAACCAGAGAUUCGAUGAUCACCAUCACCAUACGUAAGCAUCUGGCAGAAAAGUUAAGGUCAGUCUUCGCCAUGCUUCACCGCCUUGAAGAUGUUUCUGAUCAAUCCUUUAAUCCGAAACAAAGGGGAGAAAGUGUUGCUGGUGGAUCAAGAAAAGAAGGUCCUAAAGCUCCUGUCAAGCCUAUUGUCAAGAAUGAACCCAAAGGCAAGGAAAAGUUGUUCCGUGACGACCCAAUUCUUGAUAUUGAAGAUGAAGAAGCGCCUACUGAAGAAGAACUAAAAAGGAGAAAAGUUCGUGAAUCUGAACUGGAUGAGCACCAGCGAAUCAUCCGUGAAGCUGAAGACAAAGACAGGGCUGAGAAAGAAGCACAGGCUACUCUUCAGAGCAAAAAGCUCCUGUUCCCCAAAUGGACCCUGAAGCAAAUCCAACGUGAUGCUGUUGAUCUUCCAAGCCAGUAUUGGAGAUUGGGGAAAUGGAUGUUGAGGUUGUUGCGAUCCUGA
Messenger RNA from Lactuca virosa, 549 nucleotides. The record is from the annotation of a GenBank genome assembly. NCBI's taxonomy places the organism in Eukaryota, Viridiplantae, Streptophyta, Magnoliopsida, Asterales, Asteraceae.